GGGCCAUGGCAGGAGCCGAGGGGGAGUAGCCACGGCUGGAGAGGCAGAUCCAUGGAUGGGACACGUGUGGGGCAGGAUGCCAUGAAGAACUGCACUGACCUGGAGUACUGGGACACCCUCGUUUCCCAGUGCAUCCCCUGCAGCCUCGCCUGCAGGCAGUCCCCGGCCAGGAGGUGUGAUGCUGUGUGUGAGUCCAUGGACUGCAACAAGAGACCUGGAUUUUACUACGACGACCUUGUGAAGAACUGCAUCGAGUGCAGCUCGGUGUGCGGGCAGCACCCCAAGGAAUGUGCCCUGUCCUGCGACCGUGAGGUGUCUGAGCUGCCCCUUCUCUCCUGCCCCACAGCCACGCCCGCAGGGCCGGCGGCAGGGCUGGAGCAGAAGGCGUGUGCGGAGCAGGAGCCGUGGCUGGUGCUGUACCUGCUGCUGGGGCUCUGCCUCUGCUCCCUCAUCUGCUCCCUGCUCCUGGGCUGGACCCACCUGCGCAGGAAGGGAGAGGGGGUCUCCUGCCAGGCCAGCGCUGGGACCUGCCACCGCCGGGAGGACCCUGCCAAAGAUCGGCUGGUGGAAGCUGGCAGUGUUGGUGACGGAUUCACCAGCAUCAGAAUCCCAGAGCCAGUGGAAACCUGUGGCUUCUGCUUCCCUGGACAUGGCUCUGCUGUACAAGAGACCAAAUCCUGUCACAGCAGCUCCUGUCACCCUGGGGAAAGAGCUGCUCCCUCCUUCUCCGGGAUCUGCAGCACGGGAAGCGCUGGGGCCAUUCCCAGCCCUGACGACGGCCACUUCAAAAUCAUCUGUUCUCCUUCCCAAGAGAAGACACCCAUGGUGUGAGGACAGUGGAUGUUCCAGCACGGGAUCAGAACGGAGGGAUGCUCCCUCUGCCCCCGAAUCAAAGCUGCUUCUCUGUUGCCAGUGCCUGGAACAGCCUCUACCCAGCCCAGGCUGUGCCAAGGGCUGUAGGAUACGCACGGGGUUGGAGGUUGCACAGAGCUGUUUGCUUCCACUCAGGAAACUGAAUUCCCUCUAUUCCUGAGCACUCCCAGUGAAAGAAGUCGCUUCCCAUGUAGCAGCAUCUGACUUCAUCCUCCAGCUUGCCCUGGGUGCAUCCUGGCCAUUGGGGACAUCUCAUGGGGCCUUUUCAUCCUGGUUCCACCACCAGCAUCCCUGCAAAGGAUCAGGUGGUGCCCACUGGUCCCCAUGGAG
Molecule: messenger RNA, 1203 nt
Organism: Poecile atricapillus (Black-capped chickadee)
Lineage: Eukaryota; Metazoa; Chordata; Aves; Passeriformes; Paridae
Gene: TNFRSF13B
Product: TNF receptor superfamily member 13B
Exons: 5
Coding region: 52-831 (259 amino acids)
Cellular component (GO): plasma membrane
Source: RefSeq, a predicted model, not a curated record